AUGCAUGAGCAUAUCGAGAAGUUCUACCGCGACGUACAUGCCUGUAUCACUCCGAGUAUGGAACCUUCAAUCGCCAAGUUCGGCAUCAAAGGUGUGGAUAUGGCGGAACUCUUGCAAGAAUGUUCUAGUCCAACUGCAGCACUCAAGCAUGCGCUCGUAGCAUACGUACUGGGUAUAACGGGGCCAAAGCAAAAAGGGGACAGGGAAGGCGCAUUAUUCCCAGAAGAGCUGGCGCAUGUCGCAAAUGGCGCCGACGUUGGAUCAGGUAAACCUCCAUCCCUACCCCUCGAUCCGCGGAAGGCAUUAAGCUCACACCCCAUCCUAGAUCCCGACUUCAUAGCCGCCACCUCUCUCCACCGCCGCGUCUCCGUCUACCUCUACAGCACCAUAACCGGGUACCCGAACCGGCGCAAAUCCUGGAUGGCGCAGUCAGAAACACGCGAAGCAGCCGAACAUUUCUCGCUUACCUUCUUCCCUUGGGCGAAUCCUACGUCUAGCGAUCAGGACAGAGAUGAGGAUCUCGCGCGGAUUAUUACGGAUGCGCUGACGGUGAGGAUAUGGUUGUUUGGGCAGUUGGAUACGUAUGAGUUUGAGUGGGAAGGGGUGGGAGAGAGGGGCAUUGUGAUUAAUCCCGAGUUGGUGGAGAGGAAAUGGAGGAGUGAUAGUAGAGAUGGGGGUGGGGAUGGGGAUGUGGUGACUGAUGAAGUCAUUCCCAUCUUUUCGCCAUUGAGCUGCGAAGUCCCGUUUGAAGCGAGACACGGCUACUACGGCUUCUACUCUGGCCAGAGUUGA
Molecule: messenger RNA, 792 nt
Organism: Alternaria arbusti
Lineage: Eukaryota; Fungi; Ascomycota; Dothideomycetes; Pleosporales; Pleosporaceae
Exons: 2
Coding region: 1-792 (263 amino acids)
Source: RefSeq, a predicted model, not a curated record